Messenger RNA from Pogonomyrmex barbatus (red harvester ant), 957 nucleotides. RefSeq names its product DNA topoisomerase 3-beta (gene Top3beta). The record is from RefSeq and is a predicted model, not a curated record. Gene Ontology annotation, molecular function: DNA binding; DNA topoisomerase type I (single strand cut, ATP-independent) activity. Gene Ontology annotation, biological process: DNA repair; DNA topological change; DNA recombination. Lineage: Eukaryota; Metazoa; Arthropoda; Insecta; Hymenoptera; Formicidae. Gene Ontology annotation, cellular component: nucleus.
AUAGAUCCUGAAUUAGUUUUACCUACAAUGAGAUCUGCAGUAGAGGAACAACUGAAUUUAAUAGCAUUAGGUCGAGCUGAUUUUCAUGCUGUAUUACAGCAUACUGUAGAAAUUUUUAAACAAAAAUUUCAUUAUUUCGUACAAAGCAUAGAAGCUAUGGAUCAAUUGUUUGAAGUCUCAUUCUCCCCGUUGUCAGCAUCUGGCAAAGCACACUCUAGAUGUGGCAAAUGUCGUCGAUAUAUGAAGUAUAUACAAACCAAACCAUCUAGAAUGCAUUGUGCACAUUGCAAUGAAACUUACAAUCUACCACAAAAUGGAAACAUACGAAUAUAUAAAGAAUUAAAAUGUCCAUUGGAUGAUUUUGAAUUACUUUCAUGGUCGACUGGAGCACGAGGAAAAAGUUAUACAUUUUGCCCAUAUUGUUACAACAAUCCACCGUUCAGAGAUAUGAAAAAAGGGAUGAGUGGCUGCAAUUCAUGCACACAUCCGACAUGUGCACAUGGUAUGAAUUCAAAUGGCUUAUCCAGUUGUUUAGAAUGUGAUUUAGGUAUACUUGUACUCGAUCCUUCGGCUGCACCCAAGUGGAAAUUGGGAUGUAAUCGUUGUGACGUUAUUAUCCAUUUGUUUGAGAAUGCCCAUAAAGUGAUGAUCGAUACGGAUACAUGUGAUUGUGGUGCACAAUUAGUAACUGUCGAAUACAAACAGGAUAAAAGUAAAUUGCCAAACGAAGCGACCGAGAUGAUCGGUUGUGUGUUUUGUACCCCAGCUUUUGCUGCAUUGGUAGAAAAACAUCGUGCGGUAGCUUCAAAACCAGUCGUCACACGUGGUCGAAGUCACACCAAAAGCCGUAAUCGAGGCAAACCAAAACCGCCAAAGGACAAAAUGGCACAAUUGGCGGCAUAUUUCGUAUAAUGAAGAUCAUGUAGAUUUGCAUACAAUAAAAAGUCAUGUAUACAU